Molecule: messenger RNA, 3645 nt
Organism: Puntigrus tetrazona (Sumatra barb)
Lineage: Eukaryota; Metazoa; Chordata; Actinopteri; Cypriniformes; Cyprinidae
Product: protein FAM107B
Exons: 5
Coding region: 110-667 (185 amino acids)
Biological process (GO): regulation of actin cytoskeleton organization; actin filament bundle assembly; actin filament polymerization
Cellular component (GO): stress fiber; neuron projection; synapse
Source: RefSeq, a predicted model, not a curated record
UCCCCCUCCUGCUUCUCCCCUUGUUCUGCAUGAAAAUAGCAGGUGGAAUCCCAGAGAAUUUGUUUCUGGAACAAUCCCGAGGCACUGAGCGCUCUGCACCUUUGGAAUCAUGGGAGUGACCCAUGGAAAGAAAGCAGAUCAUAAUCAUCAAAAUCAUAACUCUGCUUGUGCUCAACCACUUAUUGGACCUGGUGAAUCAGAUUUGGUCUCUGACCUUGGAUCCGUGAUAGACCCUGAUCAGAGGUGGGCCAGAGAAGAUGAUUUAGACCAGAGCAAGUUGCUUCCUGAGCAAACAGACAGCGGUUACUAUGAAGAGCUCAUCAGGCCCAAAAAGCUCCACAAUCCCAUCAAAGCGUCCAAGAGCCACAGGGAGCUCCAGCGAGAGCUGAUUAUUACACACAAAAGAGGAGCAGCGGUGGAGGAGAAGCCAGAGUUACAGAGAGUUCUGGAACAAAGAAACAGAGCUCAAGUUCUGAAACAAGACAGAAAACAGGAGGAGAAAUCACCACUGGAGCAGGAGUUAGUGAAGAGACAGAUGAGGUUAGAGAAGUUGGAGAGAGAGGUCGAAGAGCAGAGAGAAAGAUCAAAGUGCGCGCCUGAGUUCAUCAGGGUCAAAGAGAGCUUAAAGAGGACGGCGAUCACGAGCGCUUUGGAGAAAGAGCUGUAAUCAUUCCAUUGCUUCACUGAUCUAGAUGAGUGUCGAUACUCCACCAGCUGCCGACCCGAACGCUUCUUAGUUUUAUUCGGAAAGCUUGGGGUUCGGAUAUUAAAUGCAGCCACUGGAUGUAAGAAAACCGCUGGCAAGGACAAGGAUGUUGAAAAUGUGGGCUAAUGUUAAUGUCAUGUUAAGCACUUGUAAUGAUAUAAUAUGAUUUCAAUUUAAUUGCUGAUUAAGUGGCUGUAAUUUGCACCAGUUAGCGAAACACGCAAGAACAGAAUUACUUCAGUGUACUAGAAACUGUAUCUAGUAUAGAAAUUAUUGGUCUGCUAUAUUAUACACUUUGAUGAAGAGACAGCAAUUCUUAUCACAUUUUCUACAUUUAUGGUUCAGAACAUUUACUAUAUACACAGAUGCAAACUAAUUUCAGAUAUCGUGCACUACUACAUUUAACAGAAUGUUUAGUACAAAAAGAGCAUAUAGGAAAAAGGACACUAUGCCAUAAUGCAACGUUUUAGACUUUAGACAAAUUUUAGCAUCUCUUUCUUGACCCAGUAAUUGACUGGGCAAGCAAAUCUGGAAUUUAAAUUAAUUCAAAUAACUUUUUUUAUAUAACCAGUAUCAUUGCGUUGCACAAUUUCCCCAUGCUUUUUGUUUUAACAACAUACACUAUCACAAAACGAUCUUUUACAAUUAAGAUAUUGUUGACUUACGCUUCUUGUAUGUGACUUUUUAAUUAUUUUAUUAAUUUUUAAUUAGUGAAUGGUGCCGUCAAAAGUCAGUUAGGUCUUGUGCAGUGAAUUUUUUUUUUUUAUCAGCUGUAGUCAUGGAGAUUAUUGUGAUGUUUAUCAGCUGCUUGGACUUUCUCGCUCUGACGGCACCCAUUCACUCACUGGUGAGCAAGUGAUGAAAUCCUGAAUUUUUCCAAAUACGUUCUGAUGAAGAAACAUGAUUUGAGGGUCAAUUUUCAUUACUGAGUGAACUAUUCCUGAACUUUCCCACAAAUAUGAUGUUAACGUAAUAAAUCGUAUGCUUUUGAUGUGACACGUAUGUUUUUCAGCUAACAGCACAACUUUGUAAAUACGUUUUGUACAUUUUGCAGUAAUCUUUGAAUAAAGGGAUUUUGACAUGUCGUAGAGUAUAUAAUCUGAAAGUACCAACCACAGCCUGCCUUUGCAUAGCACUCUGAUGUGAACUUUAUUUGCACUGUACACAAAGAUUUUACUGAACACACAAUGCAUAGACAAGGAGUGUUUAUUCAUAACGUGCUACUACCUGUAUAUCUUUAAGGGUACAAAUCGUUGGCUCUUCAUAACUCCAUCGAUAACACAUGAUGCAUUGCAUCCAUACAUUUGUAGCUUUUACAAAAAAGAUAUACAAUAUAUGCAUACAUCAUUUUUAUGUAUAAUACACAUACUGUAUUUGUGUCUCCUCCUCACUUCCCGAAGUGUGUGUACUUCCAUGUGAAAAACAAAUUGAUCAAGGGAGGAAUUAACUACCCGAAAACUGGGGUGCAGCUUCCUUCAGUGCUUUCCAAAGCCAAAGUAAGUCAUAGGUGACUUCUAAUGAGCCAUUCUGAGGCAGUUUGCAUAAUUACCAUAACGAACUGAUUGCUGAACUGCUCAUUAGACUGUUGCAAUUUUAUACCAAUUACAUCAAUGAUUGCACUGGGGUACGAAGCGGUUCUAAAAUUAAAUAUUUAAAUGAUGUACUUAAUAUUUUAGAAUUACACUGAAUUGAAUAAAUAGCUAAAUAAAAUAAAAAGCAUUUUACAUUUAACAUAAAAAUGCUCUACCCUGACAUUUACUUUAUGCAAAUAAAUGCUAAAAACAGCUAUAUCAAACAGAUGGAGUGUCGUAUGUUUAAAAGGGAAAUGUCUUUAAUAUUAGGGGUCCGUUAGCAAAAAACUAAACGUGUGUGUCUUCAAGUAAGUUAAGUGCGCAAAUCUGCACAGAUAUACUGAUGAACAAGGUGAUAAAUGUUCUUGCUUUUUUUCUCUGCAUUAAUUCAGUUUAAAAGUAAGGCCCGUACUGAGUAUUGAGUUUUCUCUUAUAUACGUUUAAUAAAGAAAUAGAAAUUUCUUAUGCCUCCCAAUGACUUGUGACCGGAACAGUCUGUCUUGGUUUGAGAUUAGUACUGUAGUAAAGAUAUGAAUAUGUGUAUUUAAUAUUUUGAUCAUCGCUCUUGUAAACAUAUUUUUACGAGGUCAUGCAAACAUUAGACGUCUUCUGCACAGGAGAACAGUACAGAUCAUGGCCAGCGACCCAAACAAAAGAACCUGAACCAAUCGACCAAUCAGCUCACACAACAUGCACAACAUGGAAUAAUUGAUCAUCGCGGACAGUGUAAUCAUUUUGGUUGCAGAACUAAAUCACUGUUGCGACAAAGUAGUUCAUCAACAUCUGUUCCAAAACCUUCAAAGGCAGAAUCCUAAUUCAAACAAAAUCUCAUAAGUGACUGAUUUGAAACACUCUACAAUUAGUGCUUGUAGCGUACUCUAAAAAGCAUAGAUCCACAUAGCUUUCACAAGUACUGGCUGAAAUACUAAAAUACUAGUGUUUAUAUAUAUUUAGUGAGUGUGUUGCACUGCCUUAUGAGAUUGCUUUCGCAGAAGUGCGCAUCUGAUUCCUUCUGACUAAACUUGGGCUUACAUUCAAGAUUUAUGUAUUUGAAUUGUGUAAUAUUGCCAUCUAUUUGAGCUAAUCGUGUGAUGCAUAUUGCUAAGUCACGAAUAAAUGAAAUGGAUAAGAUUUCUGUACACAAAAAAAGCAUGGCGUAAUUUAUUAUUAACUAUUUGCAUCUACGGUAUUUUAUUUGAACAAUAUUUUCAUAAUGCAUUCAUUAGAAUUGCUUAUCAGCAUAAAUUUGUUCAUUUAUUCAGUUAAAAGCAUGGUUCAUUAGAUUAAUAAGAUUGAUUAGAUAAAUUAUUUAUUGAUGGUAAAUAUAUAAAUAUAUUGGUUAUUGUGUAUUUAAAACAUAUUUAUUGG